Ipomoea triloba (trilobed morning glory) is the source of this 1771-nucleotide messenger RNA. RefSeq names its product ammonium transporter 3 member 2-like. Lineage: Eukaryota; Viridiplantae; Streptophyta; Magnoliopsida; Solanales; Convolvulaceae. Gene Ontology annotation, biological process: ammonium transmembrane transport. The coding region runs from base 238 to 1671 and encodes 477 amino acids. Gene Ontology annotation, cellular component: plasma membrane. Gene Ontology annotation, molecular function: ammonium channel activity. The transcript has 2 exons. The record is from RefSeq and is a predicted model, not a curated record.
AGCUAGCCAUACGGUUUCCGGAUUUUGGCAUGAAUCUAUGGGGUUUCCAUUUUCCAACAACGAAAGACAUGAAAAGAAUCUUAGAGAAUACAGAAUCACAAAUAACAAACAAAAAGAUAGAUUAUCCCAAUGCUGUAUUGUUCUUAACUCCCUCCGAAACAUAAUUAAAUACAAUGAAUCUGAUCUCUUCGAACAUUUUCCCCGGCCCGAACUUCAAUCCGCUCUCGCUCUGCGUUCAUGGCCGACGGUUAUACCAGUCUUCCGCCGGGGUUACAGUGGGACGAAGCUUCUCCGGCGUGGCUAAACAAAGGAGACAAUGCGUGGCAGCUCACGGCGGCGGCGAUGGUGGGCCUACAAACCGUUCCGGGCCUCGUGCUUCUGUAUGGCAGUAUGGUGAAGAAGAAAUGGGCCGUGAAUUCGGCCUUUAUGGCUCUGUACGCUUUUGCGGCGGUUUUGAUCUGUUGGGUUCUUUGGGCCCACAGGCUGGCAUUCGGGUCGAGCCGAGCGCACAUUAUAGGGAAGCCCGAACAGGCCAUGGGCGAGAGCUUUUUACUGAGUCAGUACAGAGAGUAUUUACUGCCUACUGCGGACUACGUUUUUUACCAGUUCGCUUUUGCCGCCAUUACUGUGGUGUUGCUGGGCGGGUCUUUGUUAGGGAGGAUGAAUUUCUAUGCGUGGAUGAUGUUCGUUCCUCUGUGGCUCACCCUAUCGUACACCGUUGGAGCCUACACCAUCUGGGGAUCGGGAUUCCUCUACCAAAAGAUCAUUGAUUUCUCCGGCGGAUAUGUCAUUCAUCUCUCUUCCGGUGUCGCUGGUUUCACUGCUGCUUAUUGGGUUGGACCAAGGCAACAGCAGGAUAGGGAACAUUUUCCACCAAACAACAUCAUCCACAUAUUGGGGGGAGCCGGGUUCCUGUGGAUGGGAUGGGCGGGGUUCAACGGCGGUUCACCAUUGGCGGCGGACCUGGUUACGUCUCUAGCUAUUCUCAACACCCAUAUUUGCACUGCCACAAGCAUUCUCAUAUGGCUAUCCUUGGACAUGAUUUUUUACAAGAAAAGCUCUGUCAUCGGAGCGGUUCAGGGCAUGAUCACCGGGCUGGUUUGCAUUACCCCCGGGGCCGGCAUUGUGGAUUCAUGGGCGGCGAUGCUGAUGGGAGUGUUGGCAGGCUCAGUGCCCUGGUACACCAUGAUGGUUCUUCACAAGAAAUCGGCUUUUUUCCAGAGAGUGGACGACACGCUGGGCGUCUUCCACACCCACGCUGUUGCUGGCAUCCUCGGAGGAAUUCUCUCCGGCAUAUUCGCCAAACCCAAUCUUCUCCGCCUCUUCUAUUUACACUCCGAGCCCAGCGAUAGUACCGGCUUUCUAUACACCCUACUUCACGGCCAAGUGCAACGCGGGUUCAGGCAAAUGGGGUAUCAGCUGGCCGGGGCAGCAUUCAUCACGGCCUGGAAUGUGGGCAUGACGAGCUUGAUCUGCAUCUUCAUAAGCAGGAUAGUAGAACUCCGGCUGAAUGACGAUGACCUGGAGAUCGGGGACGACGCAGUUCAUGGCGAGGAAGCUUAUGCCUUGUGGGGAGAUGGCGAGAGGGACCCUCCACCUCUUCGUUUCAACAUGACUCCCAAGAUCCCUUCAUUCUGCCGCCGCCAUGGCACUCGCAAACCUCAUGUGUAAAGAUCAACACAGAUAUCACUUCUUCAGAAACUGAGAAUGUAUAAAAUUUAUCCAAACGCAAACCUCAUUAGUAAACAUUGACACAGAUAUCACUUCUUCA